AUGUCGCGCCAACUUAUUUCGAGCGAGAAGUUCCCCCCUAAGCCACAUAACUGCCCUGCUGUUAAGGUCCCUGGUCUUGUAUUCUGUGCGGGUCAAACAGCAACAGGUGAAAUCAAACAAGCAACUAGAAUCGCGUUGCAAAACCUGAAAGAGGUCUUGGAGCUUGCUGGGUCAUCACUUGAACAAGUGGUGAAAUACAAUGUGUAUUUGGCCGAUAUGAAGGACUUUUCGGCGAUGAAUGAGGUUUACAUUGAUUUUCUACCGCAGCCGAUGCCAUCUCGAUCAUGUCUCCAGGCUCUUGCACCGGGGAAGGACACUGUCAUUGAAAUUGAAUGCAUUGCACAAGUUUGA
Penicillium pulvis is the source of this 351-nucleotide messenger RNA. Its product is annotated as RidA family protein. Gene Ontology annotation, cellular component: mitochondrion; cytosol. The record is from RefSeq and is a predicted model, not a curated record. NCBI's taxonomy places the organism in Eukaryota, Fungi, Ascomycota, Eurotiomycetes, Eurotiales, Aspergillaceae. Gene Ontology annotation, molecular function: deaminase activity. The coding region runs from base 1 to 351 and encodes 116 amino acids. The transcript has 3 exons.